This is a messenger RNA of Camellia sinensis, 1343 nucleotides long. NCBI's taxonomy places the organism in Eukaryota, Viridiplantae, Streptophyta, Magnoliopsida, Ericales, Theaceae. The record is from RefSeq and is a predicted model, not a curated record.
GACCAAUCUCUCUCUAGAUCAUUUCUCACGAGAGAUAGAGUGACAUGGCUAAUAAGCUAGUAGCAAUAACACUAUUGUCUAGCAUUGCCCUUCUCUCAUGCAUAUCAGUUACCAUCUCGUCUUCCUUAGCAUUCUACAAUGUAGUCAGUUUCGGUGCCAAACCUGACGGUCGAACCGACUCGACCCAACCCUUCCUCCGGGCCUGGAUGGCGGCGUGCAGCUCUGCCAGACCGGCCAUGGUGUACGUUCCCCGGGGGACAUUUUUGAUAAGGUCGGUUACAUUUAACGGUCCGUGCAGGAACAGGAUAGUGUUUGAGAUUGAUGGAACUCUGGUAGCUCCAUGGGACUACCAUGUGAUUGGAAAUACAGGGAACUGGAUUUAUUUCAAACAGGUCUCUUGGGUUUCAGUCCAUGGUGGAACCAUUGAUGCAAGGGGUGCGGGCUUUUGGGCUUGUCGAAAAACCUCAGGUCCUUGCCCUGCUGGAGCUAGGUCAAUAACGUUCCUUGCAUCAAACAAUGUGGAGAUCAACGGGUUAAGAUCAAUCAACAGUCAGGUAAUUCACGUAGCGAUAGCCCAGUGUAAUAACGUGAAUAUUCAAAAUCUAAAUGUUAGAGCAUCGACUAGUAGUCUUAACACCGAUGGGAUACACGUGGAGUCGUCGACCGGAGUUACCAUAACUCGGAGUGCAUUCAGAACCGGAGACGAUUGCAUAUCCAUUGGACCGGCCACCACCAACGUCUGGAUCCAGCGCAUUGCCUGCGGCCCCGGCCAUGGCAUCAGCAUAGGUAGCCUAGGCAACGGUCUCAUUGAAGGCGGUGUCCAAAAUGUGACGGUAACAGGGGUUGUUUUCACCGGAACUCAGAAUGGGGUGCGCAUAAAGACAUGGGCGAGACCAAGCAAUGGAUUUGCAAGAGACAUAGAGUUUAGAAAUGUGAGAAUGAAGAAUGUCGGUAACCCUAUCAUCAUCGAUCAAGAAUAUUGCCCUAAUAACCAGUGUCCUACUAUGAGUUCUGGAGUGCAAGUGAGUCAAGUGACAUACAGCAACAUUAAGGGCACAUCAUCGACCCCGGUGGCUGUGACAUUCAAUUGCAGUCCGAGUGUCCCGUGCAGAGGAAUCCAAAUGAAAGAUGUACAACUUACAUUCGAAAAUCGACCAGCAACUGCAUUUUGCGCCAAUGCACAUGGAACCAGCAGCGGCACGGUCAUCCCCAAGAGUUGUUUGUGAAAAAUAAAAAAAUAAAUAAAUAAUGCAAAUUUGAAUGUACAUAACUUGCGAGGUCUUGAGGCCUACUUGGCUUGCAUUUUCAAUGUAUUUUUCAAAUUUGAAUUUGAAUUUUCUUAA